CUAACUGCACCCCCAAGUUGCCCCGCCGGCUUGCCUCGCUGCGCUGAGGAAUGAAACCUUUCCAGCUCGAUUUGCUCUUCCUCUGCUUCUUCUUCUUCAGUCAAGAACUGGGCCUCCAGAAGAGAGGAUGCUGUCUAGUGUUGGGCUACAUGGCCAAGGACAAGUUUCGGAGAAUGAAUGAAGGCCAAGUCUACUCCUUCAGCCAGCAGCCCCAGGACCAGGUGGUGGUAUCUGGACAGCCAGUGACACUGCUGUGCGCCAUUCCAGAAUACGAUGGCUUCGUUCUGUGGAUCAAAGAUGGUUUGGCUCUGGGAGUAGGCCGCGAUCUCUCCAGCUACCCACAGUACCUAGUGGUGGGAAACCACCUGUCGGGAGAGCAUCACCUGAAGAUCCUGAGGGCAGAGCUGCAGGACGAUGCUGUGUACGAGUGCCAGGCCAUCCAGGCCGCCAUCCGGUCCCGCCCUGCACGCCUCACUGUCCUGGUGCCACCUGAUGACCCCAUCAUCCUGGGGGGACCUGUGAUCAGUCUGCGGGCAGGAGACCCCCUCAACCUUACCUGCCACGCAGACAACGCCAAGCCUGCGGCCUCUAUCAUCUGGCUGCGAAAGGGAGAGGUCAUCAACGGAGCCACCUACUCCAAGACCCUGCUUCGAGAUGGCAAGCGUGAGAGUAUCGUCAGCACGCUCUUCAUUUCCCCUGGCGAUGUGGAGAAUGGACAGAGCAUUGUCUGCCGUGCCACCAACAAAGCCAUUCCAGGGGGGAAGGAGACCUCGGUCACCAUCGACAUCCAACAUCCUCCACUUGUCAACUUGUCAGUAGAACCACAGCCGGUGCUAGAGGACAACGUCGUCACGUUCCACUGCUCUGCAAAGGCCAACCCAGCUGUCACCCAGUACAGGUGGGCCAAACGGGGCCACAUCAUCAAAGAGGCGUCUGGGGAGGUGUACAGAACCACUGUGGACUACACGUACUUCUCUGAGCCUGUGUCCUGCGAGGUCACCAAUGCCCUGGGGAGCACCAACCUCAGCCGCACGGUUGACGUCUACUUCGGCCCUCGCAUGACCACGGAGCCCCAGUCUCUGCUCGUGGAUCUGGGCUCUGAUGCCGUCUUCAGCUGUGCCUGGAUUGGCAACCCGUCCCUGACCAUCGUGUGGAUGAAGCGGGGAUCCGGUGUGGUCCUGAGCAAUGAAAAGACCCUGACUCUCAAAUCUGUCCGCCAAGAGGAUGCUGGGAAGUACGUAUGCCGAGCUGUGGUGCCCCGGGUGGGAGCCGGGGAGCGAGAGGUCACCCUGACCGUCAAUGGGCCUCCCAUCAUCUCCAGCACACAGACCCAGCACGCCCUCCAUGGCGAGAAAGGCCAGAUCAAGUGCUUCAUCCGGAGUACCCCACCGCCUGACCGCAUCGCCUGGUCCUGGAAGGAGAACGUGCUGGAGUCUGGGACCUCAGGGCGCUACACGGUGGAGACAGUGAGCACCGAGGAGGGAGUCAUCUCCACCCUGACCAUCAGCAACAUCGUGCGGGCCGACUUCCAGACCAUCUACAACUGCACAGCCUGGAACAGCUUCGGCUCCGACACCGAGAUCAUCCGGCUCAAGGAGCAAGGUUCGGAAAUGAAGUCGGGAGCCGGGCUGGAAGCAGAAUCUGUGCCGAUGGCCGUCAUCAUCGGUGUGGCCGUAGGAGCUGGUGUGGCCUUCCUGGUCCUCAUGGCAACCAUUGUGGCCUUCUGCUGUGCCCGUUCCCAGAGAAAUCUCAAAGGUGUUGUGUCAGCCAAAAAUGAUAUCCGAGUGGAGAUUGUCCACAAGGAGCCUACUUCUGGUCGGGAGACUGAAGAGCACCCCACCAUCAAGCAGUUGAUGAUGGACCGGGGUGAAUUCCAGCAAGACUCAGUACUGAAGCAGCUGGAGGUCCUCAAAGAAGAGGAGAAGGAAUUUCAGAACCUGAAGGACCCCACCAAUGGCUACUACAGCGUGAACACAUUCAAAGAGCACCACUCCACCCCAACCAUCUCCCUGUCCAGCUGCCAGCCAGACCUGCGUCCUGCAGGCAAGCAGCGCGUGCCCACCGGCAUGUCUUUCACCAACAUCUACAGCACCCUGAGUGGCCAGGGCCGUCUCUACGACUACGGGCAGAGAUUCGUACUGGGCAUGGGCAGCUCAUCCAUCGAGCUCUGUGAGCGCGAGUUCCAGAGGGGCUCCCUCAGCGACAGCAGCUCCUUCCUGGACACGCAGUGUGACAGCAGCGUGAGCAGCAGCGGCAAGCAGGACGGCUACGUGCAGUUUGACAAGGCCAGCAAGGCCUCUGCCUCCUCUUCUCACCACUCCCAGUCUUCAUCCCAGAACUCCGACCCCAGUCGACCCCUGCAGCGGCGGAUGCAGACUCACGUCUGAGGAUCCUCGUGGCACACACUGUGGGUGGGGAUGGGCCGGGAAAGGAGGGCAGGGCCCCAGCACAGGCCAACACUAUGAUGGCCUCGGAGCGCCUCUGCCACCAUCUUCCUUCCUGAUCAAGCACAAAUCUGGUCCCCAUCUGCUCGGAGCCACAGACGGGCGGGGGUGGGGAGAUGGAAAGAAGAUGCAGCUGAGCGCACCGUGCUUGGCAUUGGACACACUGGUUCCCCGGCCCUUUCCUGGAGACCCUUCGACCGCCUGCUCCUCCCACAGGCUCCCGUGGCAGCUAUAACUUUGCUUUUCUGAAACUGCCGUCCACUCUCCGGUCUCCCCCUUUGGGCUUUCCUCUCCCUGAUGCCCAUAAGUCCCCCCACCCCCACCCCGUGCUUGUGCUCCUCACAGCCCUGGGAAAGGGGGAGUUCUUCCCAGCACCCAGCUGCCCCAGAGGACUGACCCCACCCACCCAGCUUUCCUGCUGCUUAGUAAAAACAUGCUUUGGAGGCUGAAGGAGUCAGAAAUAGUCCUGGCCAAAGGAGCACACUGCUAGGGAGUCCACCCUCCAAUUAAUUCGUUUGGUGUUUUGUGUCCAUAUUCUUGCAGUUCUGUCAUUGGACUUGAUGCCCCUGAACGUGGAGGUGGGACUGGCCCAAUCAGAGCCUGGUAUUCCCUGUGGGGGGCGGGGACUAAUAAAGGGAAGGAGGGAGAAUAUGAACUCCCGGGGAAACGUCUCACCCCCCACACACACCCCUGGCCAGGCUGUGCGGUUCAGAGCCUUCCCUCCCCCACCCCCACGCCCCUGCUUUGUGUACUCUCUUCCCCACGGCACAAUUGGAGUUAAUAUAAGAGCUUCUCCGGUCAGGGUUCUUGGACCAGUCAUUGAAGAGUGUUUCCUGGGGGUGGGAGGGUAUCAGUUUGAAGGGGCUGGAGUCAGGUCUUUCAGAGGAUGAAACUCUCCUCCUUGGCUGAUGAACAUGAGGAACAAUGAUCCAGUCUCCAAGAAGAAUCUGUAGGAAAGCUUAUCUGCG
Molecule: messenger RNA, 3412 nt
Organism: Dipodomys spectabilis (banner-tailed kangaroo rat)
Lineage: Eukaryota; Metazoa; Chordata; Mammalia; Rodentia; Heteromyidae
Gene: Kirrel3
Product: kirre like nephrin family adhesion molecule 3
Exons: 17
Coding region: 51-2387 (778 amino acids)
Biological process (GO): cell-cell adhesion; synapse assembly
Cellular component (GO): cell-cell junction
Molecular function (GO): cell adhesion molecule binding
Source: RefSeq, a predicted model, not a curated record